Molecule: messenger RNA, 1470 nt
Organism: Carya illinoinensis
Lineage: Eukaryota; Viridiplantae; Streptophyta; Magnoliopsida; Fagales; Juglandaceae
Exons: 1
Coding region: 809-1201 (130 amino acids)
Source: RefSeq, a predicted model, not a curated record
CCAAAACGUUAAUCAUUAGGCGAGCACCAUAUUUUAAGGAAUUCUAGCCGAGGUUUGAAAGAACUGCAGAAGUUUCUCUCUUUCAUAUUCUUUAUCUUUGUAUUUUAAUAUCAUCUGCAGGCAAAUGAGAAAAUAAAACUUAAAAGAGAGGAAAAGAGGAAAAGAGGAAAAGAGGAAAAGGAAAAUCUAAGGAAACGUUCAAAUACUUUGUUUGCAAUACUAGAAAUAAUUGAGAAGCAAUUAUAUUUUAAAUUCUUGAAGGUGCAAGUUGAAACUUGUAUAUAGUUUAGGGUCCAUUUUAUAAUUUUUCUUUACAAUUUUUGCUGUUAAUGAGGCUUAUUUUAAAGGCGCGGUUGACGGUUUUGGGCCAGCAGAUCUUCAUGACCGGACAACAAAAAAAGAGUGGGUUCCUUCAAAAUUAAUUUCGAUCAGAAGUAUUUUCUCAUUUUAUGUCAAAACAAAUGCAGCAUAAACCUAUUUUAUUUUUUAUUUAUUUUUAAAUAUUAAAUGCCAAUUAGGAAUCUGAAUUCUUUUUGUUUAUGUCUCUCAACUUAUUGUUCAUUAAACUAAGGGAGUGUCAGUAAAGUUGAACUUGGUUCUCCUUUCCAGUUUGCCACAUGCAAGAGCAGUACACCUCACCUAAAAGGUUCCAUUUCUCUCAUUUUCAUAUGGCUAGAAGCUCGACUCUUGUAAUCACGACAACCACAAGCUCAAACAAGAAAAUGGUUUUAAAAAUCGCUUGGCAAAUACUUUAUUGCACACUAAAUUGUUAUAAUUGCUGCCAUUAUGAGCCUAAUGAUUAACAUCAAUGAUUCCAUCUUUUAAGGCACACUAUAUACAAACAGUUAGGCAUGAACAAAGCACAUACAGCAUAGCAACACCACAAGUUAGCAAUGUUGAGGAAAGGCUCUGCUCUUUAACCAUUUCUAUGUUACCAAAUUCUACUGUGAUGGUGGGAUGGUGGCGGCAACGCAGACGGCCGCUUAGGCAGUGGAAGGGUAGCACCAUUCGGCUAGGAAAUAAGCGGAGAGGGUUCUGCCUAGGAUCAAGACCGGUGGUGCACUGGAGGGUCAUGCGGGGUUCUCUUAAGAUGCUGAAGAAGAUCAUUAUGGGAAUGGCACCAAAUGAGCUGUUGACAGAGGCUUAUUAUCGAUCUUUAGGUCCCUUUUUACGUCCCCAGCUAUUUCUUCCCUUGUGUUGAUUACCGACGGCAUUUCGUUUGGGCGGGGUUUUGUUGUUUUAUUGCUUGCUUUUUUCAGUUCUUGUACUCUUUCUGUUCUUGUAAAGUUGUGUAAUGAGGGGCUGCGCAAUCCCUCCUAAUGGAGUGAUUAAUGAAAGAAGAAAACCAAACAUUGUUAGAUGAAAUAACAUUUAUGUAAUAUUCUAGAUUGUGUAGAGGAAUCUAGUGAAUGUAUUGUUAGAUAUGACAUUAUUUGUUUAUGAAUGAGAAGUUUUUAUUCUUUAUAAUAA